This is a messenger RNA of Camellia sinensis, 785 nucleotides long. The record is from RefSeq and is a predicted model, not a curated record. Lineage: Eukaryota; Viridiplantae; Streptophyta; Magnoliopsida; Ericales; Theaceae.
GUGACUUUACUGCCAGGUAACAUCUGCAAGAGAGAUAUCCUUGUGGAGAUUAAAACAGUUGAUAGAGUGGUUGGCAUUGAUGAUAACGUCACAGAUCCCCGGCUCUGUGCUACCAUUGCAUGUGAAAUCUAUAAGAACCUGCAAGCAUCUGAGAGAAAGAAAAUGCCUCGCACAGACCUUGUGGAGAGAAUUCAGGGAGACAUUAAUGCCAGCAUGCGUGCUAUACUGAUUGAUUGGCUUGUAGAGGUUGCUGAAGAGUACAGUUUUGUACCUGAAACUUUGUUUUUGACUGUUAACUACAUAGAUCGUUAUCUUUCUGGCAAUGUCAUUCAGAGGCAACGAAUACAGUUGCUUGGUGUUGCCUGCAUGAUGAUUGCUGCUAAAUAUGAGGAGAUCUGUGCUCCUCAGGUGGAAGAGUUUUGUUAUGUCGCUGAUAACACAUACUUCAAGAAAGAGGUUUUGCAAAUGGAAUCUUCCGUGCUGAAUUACUUGAAGUUUGAAAUGUCAGCCCCAACCGCUGGAUGUUUUUUAACGCGGUUUGUUCGUGCUGCUCAAGGAAUUAAUGAGUUUGUGAUGCAGAUUAAACAAGACAGCAUCAAUUGUAGACAUAAGAGUGGAAUACCAGGAAAUAGAGAAGUUCUCUGUCAUAUAUUGAGGAAGUAUAUAUUGUUCUUAAUAUAUUUUCAUGAGAAUUUAAGGAGAUUCAUGGAGUAACCCAAUCAUCUUUCCUAGGGUUGUUACAUUAAUCAACUAAAUUUACAUGUAUUUCAUAUGAAUUUCUGGUA